CUCUUAAUCACAAAACUGUUACUCGGCCGCAGACAAUCUGCGACACCACGCUUUGCUCCUGUUGCGCUGAGCAUCGACUGAUAUACGAUGGUGCUCGGACGCGUCUUCCACUACGCACUCGACGCGGUUCUCAUCUCGACCGUCGUCGCGGGGGUCAGACGAUCAAGCGGGUUUGCACCCGACACAAACGCCAUUUCUGAACCCACCUUGCGUUCUACCGCAGAGCGGUUCCUCGGCAUUGGCGAGACGAUAUUCGAUAUGAUCCAAGGAAGUGCGGUCAAUAGCGAUUACUUCAAGCGCGAAGCCAGGCGAUGAUCUGCCUGUUGCCUCCACAUAGAGCGGGGAUCACAGUGAGACGGGUGAAGGGAGGCGUGAUAGGGGAUGUGGCACUUUGGAGGUAAACUAUCCUGUUGCUGUUGAUAUUGUACGAUUUGGUUCGGUCUUCUAGUAUGGUCACUUCCGUUUUCUCGUCCUGGAACCUGGAAUAUAUGCAACAGACGAGAAGCUAGUACGGUGUAUAUAUAUUGGAUGAUCGUUCUGAUUACGUAAUCUAUCGUCACCGCCCUUCGCAGUUCGCA
Molecule: messenger RNA, 578 nt
Organism: Postia placenta MAD-698-R-SB12
Lineage: Eukaryota; Fungi; Basidiomycota; Agaricomycetes; Polyporales; Adustoporiaceae
Exons: 2
Coding region: 88-315 (75 amino acids)
Cellular component (GO): cytoplasm
Source: RefSeq, a predicted model, not a curated record